This is a messenger RNA of Paramuricea clavata, 453 nucleotides long. NCBI's taxonomy places the organism in Eukaryota, Metazoa, Cnidaria, Anthozoa, Malacalcyonacea, Plexauridae. The record is from the annotation of a GenBank genome assembly.
AUGCUUGGUUUACAACCAUUUAUUUUGAUUUCCAAAGGAGCAAAAGUAAUGUUAACAAUGAAUUUAUGGGCAUCUGUAGGUCUAUGUAAUGGAUCAACAGAAAGCAUCAUUGAUAUUAUUUAUGCAGAAAACCAUGCCCCACCUGAUUUGCCUAUUGCUGUUUUGGUAAAGUUUGAUGACUAUUGUGGUCCUUCUUUUGCAAGUAUUCCCUCCAUUGUUCCUAUUACACCAGUUACUGCCACUGUAAAUGUUCAAGAUAGCAUUCUUGAAAGACGGCAAUUACCUUUAACACUUGCCUGGGCAUUGACAAUCCACAAAAGUCAGGGUAUGACUUUGAAAAAAGCAUGGAUUGAUAUAGGAAAAAGAGAGACCACUUUAGGAAUGAUGUAUGUUGCCAUAAGUCGUGCUCGAAAAUUUAUUGUCAUUAAUAAUAGAACCAAUGACGUUUGGUAG